This is a messenger RNA of Cuscuta epithymum, 1753 nucleotides long. NCBI's taxonomy places the organism in Eukaryota, Viridiplantae, Streptophyta, Magnoliopsida, Solanales, Convolvulaceae. The record is from the annotation of a GenBank genome assembly.
CGAGGAUAUCUCUUCUUUCUCUCAAAUAACGUAUUGCAUUACAUCAUUUAUUAGUAGUCAUAGUUAUACUAAGUAUAUAGAUAGUAUAAAUUAGUACAAGAAAUAAAGGGAGUAUAUAUAUACACACUUAUACAGUACCAUUAAGCAUGAAAAGCUCUGGUACAUAUAAUUUUCACCUGGUAAUUAUCUUCUUCUUCACAAUACUUGCUGUUGUGAACUCAAGGCCGCCUGCUGCUGCGCCAGCCCCACAGCCAGCCACCGAGCCCGCCGAGAGUCCCGAAGCGUUCAUCGAGCAAUGCUGCAAUGCAACAAAGCUCGUGAACCCCAAAACAUGCUACCAGUUGCUGUCCCCCCACGCCCCAAAUAUCCAUUACGGAAACAUAACAAAGGGCGCCAUUGAGCUGAUUGGGGUGGCCUUAAAUCUCGCCAUGGACGAAACCUCUGCCGUUAAAGUUACAAUCGAGAAGCUUAUUAAGGAUUUCCCGAAGCUGCUGCUGAUAGCUAUCAUAGACUCUCUCAAGAAAUGCGCCCAACUCCUGGGGAGCUCCAUAGACAGGAUAGAACAGUCGGUGGGUAAGUUGCAGCAUCUGAACAUGACUUCAAAGGCGGACUUGCAGUUUCAGAUUGGAACCGUCCUGACGUUGGUGGUGAACGCGGAGACAUUUGAAGCUCAAUGUACGGAUGCAUUAUUAUUCAAUGCAUUGUUUUCUGUUUUCCUCCAGGAAAAUAACGUCACAGCUCCGCUCAAUCAGUCUGUCACUUUGACGCAAACUGCCCUUGCUUUGGUUGCUUAUACGGCUGACCAUUUAAUUUAAACAAUAUUACCUACUAAAAUGAAAAUUUUAAAAUAGGACUGUUAUGUUUUUAUUAUCAAAAUAUGACUAAUUAGUGUCAUAUUUUGGCAGUUGCAGAUUUUAAACAUGACAGUAUUUUUCAAACGUGACAGUAAUUACUCUUAUUUUUGGAAUAAAAACAUGACAGUCAUAUUUUGUAAUUUUCAAACUUUUUUAGUCCUAUUUUGGGAGCUUUCCCUUUAAUUUAGGGUGUUUGAAUCUGAUUUUUAAACUAUUUCUGCUCUUUCGGGGAGCAGAAGCUGAAGUGUUUGGGUGAAAGUGCAGAAGUGAUUUUGAUGAUCUAAUUUAUUCCUAGAAUCAUUUUUUUAGAAGGUGCCAACUUCUGAAAACUGAUUCUGAUUCAACUUCUGCUUUAAAAAAAAAAAGCAGAAAGUAGAAUCACUAAUUCUAUUCCAAACACCCCCUUAAUAAUAUCUUAAAAGUAGAAUCACUAUCAGUUAUCAAGAAUCCACUCCCCAACUUUUAUAACCAUUCAGAAAUACUUUUACACUUCACUCAAACACUUUAAUAUACGUUUCUUAUCCUCGAAGGAGCAGAAACAUACACAAGAAGUUUUGAUUUACAUGCAUGUUAAUUUGUGAUUGAAGGUCGUCUAGCUAAUAAGUUUGUCCCCACGUUAUGAAUUUUGACACCAAUGUGGCAAUGUGCGAUUGGAAGUCGUCAUACGUUACGGUGAAAAUGUCCGAGACAAAGUUAUUAGCUGUAGGAUCUGAUUUGCAAAAUAAGUAAAGUUAUACUCCGUAGUAAGUCACACUGAAUCAAUAACACUCCCAUCCGCACAUCGCGUGGAGUUAACCUAAGCUCGGAGGAAGUUAGGUUACUGUACUUCCCCAAUUUUAGCUUGUUGUACUUUUGUAAUCACCAGUUUUAUGUAAUUAUGAACAUUAUGUUUGUGUGCU